AUGACAACAUUUUCUGAUAUUGAUAGAUUGGCGAUCUCGACGAUGAGAUUGCUGGCAGUCGAUGCGGUAUCGAAGGCGAAUUCUGGUCAUCCAGGUGCGCCAUUGGGUAUGGCACCGGCAGCUCAUGUUUUGUUGAGGAACAUGCGCAUGAACCCAAAGAACCCGGGGUGGAUCAACAGAGAUAGAUUUGUGCUAUCCAACGGCCAUGCUUGCGCAUUGCUGUACUCGAUGCUGCAUUUGACGGGGUACGACUUCUCAAUCGAGGACUUGAAGAGUUUCAGACAAUUGCACUCCAAGACACCAGGUCAUCCUGAAUUUGAACUGCCUGGCGUUGAGGUCACCACGGGUCCACUGGGCCAGGGUGUCUGUAACGCAGUUGGUAUUGCGAUCGCACAAGCAAACUUUGCGGCUACCUACAACAAGCCAGAAUUCACAUUAUCCGAUUCUUACACCUACGUUUUCUUAGGUGAUGGUUGUUUGCAGGAAGGUGUUUCUUCGGAGGCUUCUUCGUUGGCUGGUCACCUGCAAUUGGGUAACUUGGUUGCAAUCUACGACGAUAACAAAAUCACCAUCGAUGGUGAUACCAAAGUUUCCUUCGAUGAAGACGUUUUGAAAAGAUACGAGGCCUACGGUUGGGAAGUUUUGACCGUCAACAAGGGAGACGAUGAUCUUGCUUCUAUCGAUGCUGCUAUCAAACAAGCCCAAAAAUCCAAGGACAAACCAACCAUCAUCAAGUUGACCACCAUCAUUGGAUACGGUUCCCUAAACGAGGGUUCUCACUCCGUCCACGGUUCUCCAUUGAAGGCAGACGAUGUCAAGCAAUUAAAGAAGAAAUUCGGUUUUGACCCAGAACAAUCAUUUGUUGUUCCACAAGAAGUUUACGAUUUCUACCAAAAAUCUGUCGCACAACCUGGUGCGGAACUAAAUGCCAAAUGGGACCAAUUGUUCUCUAGUUUCCAAAAGAGAUACCCUGAGGUCGGCAAAGAAUUGGUUAGAAGACUGAGUGGUAAACUACCUGAAAACUGGGAUGAAAAACUACCAAGAUACACUCCAAAAGACUCAGCUGUUGCAACCAGAAAACUAUCUGAAAUGGUCUUCGAAGACAUUUAUGCUGAACUUCCAGAACUAAUUGGUGGUUCUGCUGAUCUAACUCCAUCGAACUUGACCAGAUGGAAUGAAGCUGUUGAUUUCCAACCAACAAACUCUGGUAUUGGUAAUUACGCUGGUAGAUACAUCAGAUAUGGUAUUAGGGAACACGGUAUGGGUGCGAUUAUGAACGGUAUCUCAGCAUUUGGCGCAAAUUACAAGCCUUAUGGUGGUACCUUCUUGAACUUCGUGUCUUAUGCUGCAGGUGCAGUCAGAUUAUCUGCUUUGUCUGGACACCCAGUUAUUUGGGUUGCUACUCACGAUUCUAUCGGUUUAGGUGAAGAUGGUCCAACUCAUCAACCUAUUGAAACUUUAGCACAUUUCAGAGCUCUACCAAAUACCAGUGUCUGGAGACCUGCUGAUGGUAAUGAAGUGUCUGCUGCUUAUAAGAGUGCAUUGGAAUCAAAACAUACACCACAUAUCAUCGCUUUAUCAAGACAAAAUUUACCGCAGCUGAAGGGCUCUACUGUUGAAAAUGCUCUAAAAGGUGGUUACGUUUUACAAGAAGUCUCUAAUCCAGAUAUCAUCUUGAUUGGUACUGGUUCAGAAGUGUCAUUAUGUGUUGAAGCAGCUCAAUUAUUGGCUGCUAAGAACAUCAAGACACGUAUUGUUUCCAUGCCAGAUACCUUGACAUUUGAUAAACAACCAACUGAAUAUAGACUAUCAGUCUUACCAGACCGUGUCCCAAUUAUGUCUGUUGAAGUUCUUUCAACUGCUGGUUGGUCUAAAUAUGCCCAUCAAUCCUUCGGUUUGCACACUUUUGGUGCUUCUGGUAAGGCAUCUGAUGUCUUCAAAUACUUUGAUUUCGUUCCAGAAGGUGUUGCUUCAAGAGCUGAAAAGACUAUCGCUUUCUACAAGGGUAAAGAAGUUGACUCGCCAUUAAAGACAGCUUUUUAA
Messenger RNA from Zygotorulaspora mrakii, 2043 nucleotides. RefSeq lists its product as uncharacterized. The record is from RefSeq and is a predicted model, not a curated record. Gene Ontology annotation, molecular function: transketolase activity. Gene Ontology annotation, biological process: pentose-phosphate shunt. The transcript has a single exon. Gene Ontology annotation, cellular component: cytosol. Lineage: Eukaryota; Fungi; Ascomycota; Saccharomycetes; Saccharomycetales; Saccharomycetaceae. Bases 1 to 2043 code for a protein of 680 amino acids.